Messenger RNA from Gongylonema pulchrum, 555 nucleotides. The record is from the annotation of a GenBank genome assembly. NCBI's taxonomy places the organism in Eukaryota, Metazoa, Nematoda, Chromadorea, Rhabditida, Gongylonematidae.
AUGAAGUUUCCCGAUUAUCACAUGAAGUAUGCUGGCUGUUCCAGUUGUGAGGAUUCGCCAGAGCCGUUGACCGAUCACAUCUCACCGAAACUAAAUGUAUGUCCCGCUGCUGCGGAUGUGGGCAGUAACGCAGUAUCUGUGUCCGAAGUUCAGCUGUUCAAUGACAAUGAAAGAAAGUGCUUGGAGCUGAGUGUGGACAAUGAAGACGAGUUGCCGCCUACGCUUGAAGCUGACGGUGCUGCAAAGACUACCACCGACCAAAACGAAUGCAUUUUGGGCGGCGCUGUAGGCCCUUUUAUUACUUUUUGCUUUGUUCUGGAGGUCGUAGCCCGGAAAAAGUUUUCAACAACAACAACGAAACUGCAGGACACAUCAGUGAAAGAAUGGGAGAAAUCCGAAAAAGCUUGUGGAUCGUCUGCGAUCAAUUGCCAAAAUGAGAUGCCGCUGCUUCGCGUAAAUGUGGGUGGGAAUGAGAGUACAUAUGAAGGCGAGGAUGAAGAUGCGCCACCAAGGCUGUCGCCCAACUUUGCUUUGGUUUGUAUUUCAACUUUUUAA